Messenger RNA from Ostrea edulis (European flat oyster), 414 nucleotides. RefSeq lists its product as uncharacterized. The transcript has 2 exons. NCBI's taxonomy places the organism in Eukaryota, Metazoa, Mollusca, Bivalvia, Ostreida, Ostreidae. The record is from RefSeq and is a predicted model, not a curated record. The coding region runs from base 1 to 414 and encodes 137 amino acids.
AUGAAUAAGAGAAGUGGUGAAGAAGACAAGGGUCGGUUCAACGCCAAGAUCAAACGGCGUAGUAUACAAGGUCUACAACAGGACGAAGAAGCGAGAUACAACCAGGCAGAGGCGAUGAGAGAAGAGGCGAGAUACAACCAGGAAGUGGCGAUGAGAGAAGAGGCGAGAUACAACCAGGAAGUGGCGAUGAGAGAAGAGGCGGGAUACAACCAGGAAGUGGCGAUGAGAGAAGAGGCGGGAUACAACCAGGCAGUGGCGAUGAGAGAAGAGGCGGAAUACAACCAGGCAGUGGCGAUGAGAGAAGAGGCGGGAUACAACCAGGCAGUGGCGAUGAGAGAAGAGGCGAGAUACAACCAGGCAGUGGCGAUGAGAGAAGAGGCGGGAUACAACCAGGCAGUGGCGAUGAGAGAAUAG